Messenger RNA from Salmo salar (Atlantic salmon), 1439 nucleotides. RefSeq names its product serine/arginine-rich splicing factor 7. Lineage: Eukaryota; Metazoa; Chordata; Actinopteri; Salmoniformes; Salmonidae. Gene Ontology annotation, molecular function: RNA binding; zinc ion binding. The record is from RefSeq and is a predicted model, not a curated record.
UUACUAUUGAGGAAAUCCCUCCUCCUUGAAACCGAAAGAAGAAGCGCUCUCCGGUUGGCCAGGGAAGGCUGGCGGUAUUUCCUUCCCUGGGUUAUCUGUAAAACGUGCUGCUGCUCUGUGUGAAGAGCUAACAGCUAGGUCAAUACGGGAAAGGUAGACCUGGAAAAGCUGACGUCUGACUGAGGCCAACCGGGAAACGGUGUUCAUUCACUCGCUGAGUUGAGGCGGCUAGUGUUAGCAUAGCAAUCUGCAUCAAAUUUUAAGAUGUCCUACUCCUCAUCACGAAGCUCCUCGCGCAACACUGACUGCAAGGUAUAUGUAGGUGACCUAGGCAACGGUGCUGCCAAGGGGGAGUUGGAGCGGGCGUUCAACUACUAUGGACCUUUGCGCAGUGUCUGGGUGGCCAGGAACCCACCUGGUUUUGCCUUUGUCGAGUAUGAAGAUCCCAGAGAUGCUGAGGAUGCGACGAAGGGCAUGGACGGCAAAGUGCUCUGUGGUGCCCGCAUAAGAGUGGAGUUGUCAACGGGUAUGUCUCGCAAGUCGCGCCACGACCGCCCCAGCCGCCGGCACUUCGACCCCAACGACCGCUGCUACCAAUGUGGCGAGAAUGGCCAUUAUGCAUAUGACUGCUAUCGCUUUAGCAAGAGGGGGGGUGGCCGCCGCAGCAGGUCCCGCUCACGGUCAAGAUCCAGGGGAAGGCGUUACCGCUCACGCAGCCGAAGCAACGGCCGCGACCGCAGGCGUUAUAAAUCCCCAUCAUACUCAAAGCGCAGAAGCAGUAGAUCUGGGUCCCCAGCACGUUCCAAGUCCAGAAGUCCAGUGCGCAGGUCGUCCAGAAGUCCAGUGCGCAGGUCGUCCAGAAGUCCAGUGCGCAGGUCGUCCAGAAGUCCAGUGCGCAGAGCAGCAAGUCGCUCCCGAUCUCGCUCCCGUUCCGUGUCCCGCCCCAGGGCGCGCAGCGUCUCCAGAUCUCGCUCUCGGUCCAAGUCCCGCUCAGCCACCACCAAGAGGGACAGUCGAUCCAGGUCUACGAGCCAGAGGAAAAGCCCCACUCCUGAUGCCGACUGACCAUGGGGGUGAGACCGCUCCCUGCCCUCUCCUGUUCCGCUGUCCCUGUUUGCCUCGGGGCUUGAAGCCAUUUUACACCAUUGUCUAUGUAUUUGAUUUCUUUCUCCUCCUGUCAUUUUUUUAUUUAUCCCUUGCUUUUCAUCCUCUGGUUUUGGCAUUAUUUCAUCUGUAUGUACAAAGGAUUCCCAAACUCCUUUUUCCAUCAUGUACAUUUCAAUGGCUCGUUUUACAGUAUUUUUUAUUUGUUUUUGCUUUCUGUGCGUUUAACUCCAGUUUGUCUGUGUCCCAACAUUUUAAGCUAAAUGAUUUGGGGUUUUAUUUCAUUUUCAAUGUAAAUGGCGGGAUCUUUUUAAUAAAAUUAAUCUUUACACUUA